Molecule: messenger RNA, 2352 nt
Organism: Medioppia subpectinata
Lineage: Eukaryota; Metazoa; Arthropoda; Arachnida; Sarcoptiformes; Oppiidae
Source: the annotation of a GenBank genome assembly
AUGAGUUCUUCAAAGAGUGGACACAACGAUAGACCAGACGGUAGACACGGAUCUGAUUCGAGACAUACGUCCGACCGUAGAGUACGGGACGACAGAACACGUGAUGAUCAACACUACCGGCGAAGACAUGAAAGCGAUCGCAGAAGAGAUGACAAAAGGGAUGACAGAAGGGAUGAGCGAAAGGAAAGCAGAGAUAGAGACGAUUCGCGACGAAGAAGGGAUCGUAAGACCAGAAAGAGUUCAUCCAAAGAGAGACGAGACCGCAGAAGACGUGGUAGGAGUGAGUCGUCUUCGGGAAGUGGUGGGAGUCGUGGCAGAGGCGGUGGCUCUUCGUCGUCGAGUAAGGGCUCAUCCAAUGGCGAGAGCGACGAUAGGAUGGCUUUAAUUACCCAUAGAUUGGCCGCCAAUCAGAUGGAAGUGUUGGCAGAGAAGGAGAGGAUUAGACAGAAAUAUAAAGACGAUAAGAACCGUCAGAAAGAGAUUCUGAAGGCUUUGGAGACACCGGAAGAGAAACGGAUGAGACGUUUGGCCAAAAAGCAGGGAAAAGAGAGGAAACGAAAGUUGGAUAGCGGUUGGGAUGAAGAAUAUAUGGGAUAUACGAAUGCCGACAACCCUUUCGGCGACGCAAACCUCCACAAGACAGAUCAAUCGUUUGAUUAUAUGGGAUAUACGAAUGCCGACAACCCUUUCGGCGACGCAAACCUCCACAAGACGUUCAUUUGGGGCAAAAAAUAUGACAAAAUGGGUCUCAAGAAUGUGGCGGAGGAAGAGAUCAAUCGUUUGAAUCGCAAGAAAAUGGAGUCAAAUAAACGAGAGUUAGAGAAAGUGAAACAAAGAAGGAUUGAGAACGAGAAGGAGAAAGAGAUGAGAGCCGAAGAGGCGACCCGUCAACAGAGGGAGAGAGAAGUGGAACUGUUUGAGGAGUGGGAGAAACAGGAGGACGUCUUCCACUUAAAACAGGCAAAACUCAGGUCUAAGAUAAGGAUGACUGAGGGAAGAGCCAAACCCAUCGAUUUGCUCGCCAGAUAUAUAAGCGCUUUCGGCGCUGACAUCCCGGUCGACGACGAGGCAGAAAAGAGCGAAGAAAUGGCCGCCGAUUUAGUCGAGCCCUACAUCUGUCUCAAUGGUCUCCGAAUCACUGAUUUGGAGGAUCUGUUCGAAGACAUCAAAGUUUAUAUGACUCUCGACAGCGAAAAGAAUUUAGAGUUUUGGAAAGAUAUGCAAAUCAUAGUCGAAGACGAGUUGAAUAAACUGAAAAAAUUUCAGUCACAAAACUCUGUGGAGAGAAGGGAAGGCAUUAAUCCGGCCGUCGCUCAGGAAGUGGUCCAAGUAUUUAAAGACAAAACUCCCACACAAUUGCAUGCAUUGCAGACACAGAUUGAGAAGAAAAUACACUCCAAUGAAGAGGGAGUAGACAUCGGCUAUUGGGAGUCAUUGCUGUCCAAACUGAAGGCACAUAUGGCCAGAGCUCGACUCAGAGAACUGCAUGACGUGAACCUCAAUAAGAGGUUGAAUCGAUUGAGAGAAGAACAGAUGGCCUCUAAAACCACUGAACGAGUGGAUGGCGAACCACUCUUUCCCAUUGUUGAUGAGAGUUCUGGUGUGAAAACAGAGGAUCCGGUCAGCAGUACCACAGAUGUGAUCGACGAGCAGUUACAAGAGGAUGAAGCAGAAGAAGUGGAUCCAAUGGCUAAAUGUGUUGAAGACUAUGAAAGCGGUCAAUACUCACCAAAACUACUGGCCAUGAAUGACAUGGAAUCGGAAUUAAUACUAAUUGAAGCGAUAGACGAUAUGAAACAAUUGGAAGACCAAAGGAAUAGUGUAUUGAAAAAAGAGACGACUGAAAGGGCAGCCAAUUCUGCGAUGAGUGUCGCCGAACAGGCCUUCGAAAGGGAGGCGCGAAAGGGUAUGUCUAACGAAGAGGCGAUGUUUAGCGUUGAGGAGCAGAUCAAACACAUUGAGAAGCAGUACUCGUGGUCUGACAAAUACCGGCCCCGAAAGCCCCGCUAUUUCAAUAGAGUUCACACCGGGUUUGAGUGGAAUAAAUACAAUCAAACCCAUUAUGAUGUGGACAAUCCUCCACCCAAAGUGGUUCAGGGAUACAAAUUCAACAUAUUUUACCCCGAUUUGAUCAAUAAGGGACAGUCGCCGACAUUCAAGAUCACCGCCUGUCCGGAGAACCGAGACUUUGCGUUCAUUCGGUUCAGCUCUGGUCCGCCCUAUGAAGACAUUUGUUUCAAAAUCGUGAACAGAGAGUGGAAUUAUUCCUACAAAAGUGGUUUCCGCAGUCAGUUCCACAACAAUAUUCUUCAGCUGUGGUUCCAUUUCAAGCGAUACCGAUAUCGCAGAUAA